Messenger RNA from Adineta ricciae, 2703 nucleotides. NCBI's taxonomy places the organism in Eukaryota, Metazoa, Rotifera, Eurotatoria, Adinetida, Adinetidae. The record is from the annotation of a GenBank genome assembly.
AUGUGGCUCAUACCUACAGAAACGUCGAUGACAGGAUUAUGGACAACGGAUCAAGCCAAUCCAUACUUCGUGUUACAACGUCGUCGAGGACAUGAUGAACAACGUUCUGGCUUUGCUAGUUAUCUUGUAGCAAAAAUUGAUUCGGUGCUAGAUGCGAAAAACCAUCACUAUCGAAUACUUCAUACGCGUCCUGAUUCGCGAGUUUCUUAUUUGAUUGCCGAAUCGGCUAAAAAGGAAGAAAUCGAGGAACAUUGGAAAUGGAUUCAAAUACAUCUGAUGCCAAUAAUUGGCGAAAUCGAUGUCGGUAGGGACAUAACCCAAUUUGUUCAUGGAAAAAUUGAAUGUCUGUGCGCAGAAGCAGAUGAUAAAGAAAUUGAAGAUUUAGAAACAGAGAAGUUCAAAGCUGCAGCGAAGAAAUUCUAUAAGGUAUUCAAUAUGCCAUCUGAUGAAAAACUUGUUACCUAUUAUUCCUGUUUUUACUGGAUCGGCCGGGUACCACGCGAUGGCUGUCUAUUUUUAUCUGUGAAUUAUCUUUGUUUCUAUUCGAAUAUACGUGGAAAAGAGUUCACUCUCGUGGUGAAAUUUACGGAUAUUAUGUCACUUCAACGUGUCCAUGUAAUUGUUUCGGAAGUUAUACGUGUACGAACACGUCUACACGAGUAUGAAUUCGGAAUGUUUAAAAAGAUUGAUGAAGUAUAUCAGAUAACAGUACAAAUAGCGGAUUUCGCUGCGAAAAAAUUAUUAUCUCAGAAAGGUGCAUUCCAAGAAGAGAAUUUCUUUCCAGCUGUGACUAAAAAAACAGCUCCCAAAGUUAUGUCUCAAUUGAAACGUGAUUUUGACGCUAAGUCUCGUAGUGAAGCAUACCGGUAUCGAUUUCGCUUACCAUUAAAUGAACGACUCGACGGCGAGAUCGCUUGUCAUUUAUGGACAGCAUACGAUCGUUCUAGCGUACUUGGUAAAUUGUACAUCUCGUCGAAUUUCGUGUGCUUUGCGAGUAAAAACUAUCAUCAGGUUAGCUUGAUCAUUCCAUUUCGUGAUAUUUCGCAAAUUAAUAAGCGAAUAGACGAUACUAAACAAACAGAUCUCGACAUACCGUCAGCGUUGGUAAUAACAAUGAAAAAUCAGGGCGAACCAUUCACAUUUUCACAUUUUGAUGACCGAGAAUUUAUUCUUCAAAAAUUAUCGGACUUCUUACACCAACGUAAAGAACCAGUAAAAUCAACCGAUAAUGAAUCAGAUAUAGUUAUGUCUACACCACUCUACCAUUCAUUUGUUAACGAUUACAACGAACAACGGCAAGCCCUGGAAAAAAUCCGUGAAGCUGAUUGGGCAGCCCAUUUUCUGACUUAUGGCCAAGGUCCAACAAUGUAUCGAACAAAUAAUCUAUAUGAUCUUCUAUUUCAAGGCAUUCCAGAUUCCUUACGAAAUGAAUUAUGGUUAAUAUUUAGCGGUGCUGUCUAUGAUAAAGCAGCUAAUGAAAAAACGUACGAAAGAUGUGUCCAUGAAUCCAGACUAGCUCAAACAGGUCAAGAUAUGAUCAAUGAAGAAAUCGAACGCGACCUCUAUCGUGCACUACCCGAUCAGAAAGCAUUUCAAAACGAAUCCGGCAUUAAUGCUCUCAGAUGUUUACUACGAACCUAUGCGUGUUACAACAAAGAUGUAGGCUACUGUCAAGCCAUGAAUAUCAUUGGUGCCGUACUUUUGCUGUACAUGAACGGAGAAGAUGCGUUUUGGACUUUAGCAGCAGUAUGUGAAAGACUAUUACCAGAUUAUUACAAUACGAAAGUCGUUGGCGCAUUGAUAGAUCAAGGUGUAUUCAGUGACUAUUGCAAACAGUACAUGCCUGAUUUGUAUGAAAAAUUGGAGAAACUUGGUAUCGCUGCAUGUAUCACUCUCUCUUGGUUUUUAACGCUUUUUAUCUCUGUCGUUCCAUUCGAUUCGGUGUUGUAUAUCAUUGAUAUAUUCUUCUACGACGGAAUCAAAGUUCUAUUUCAGUUAGCAUUAACGAUCCUCAGUGAAAACCGCCAAAGUCUCUUGAAAUGCGAAGAUGAUGGCGACGCGAUUGUUGUUCUAACACAAUACUUCGAGAAAAUCUCAGACAAGACUGAUAUCAAAGAAGAACGAAAAAUUGUUCAAUUAAUUAAAAAAUCCUAUUCAGAAUAUAAUGGUAUUAACGAAGAAGACAUCAAUCGUUCACGUUUAAAACAUCGCCUGAAAGUGAUACAAAACAUGGGUGAAUCAUUAUUACAAUCCGCUGCUAAGAAUACCGUCAAAUAUACGAAAUUCAACGAACAAGAAAUAAAAAAUCUGUUUUAUGUGUUCAAAGAUGUUUCACGCAUAUCGCUAACGGAAGCGAAUGACCCUCGGAAACUCGCAUACGAAACUUACCGAAUCAAUCGCAAUGAGUACUUGAUUUUAUGUAAAUAUCUAUCACCGUGGUUCAUUGGUGAAAAUGCCGAAGUUCUGGCAAAUAAAUUAUUCGACUUAUUUUCUGUGAAUGAAACAUCGAAUCAAAUUGAUUUUAUUCAUUUUAUUCGUUUAUGGAAUAUUUUAUGGAAUGGCGAUUUUCGAGAUAAGCUAAUCAUUUUAUUUCUUGCACAUUUAGAAAAUGUUAGAACACGCGAAGAAGCGAAAGUCGAUCAAUUGACUUAUUAUCAUCGACGAGAGAACAACAACAACANCAAAGAUCAUCGAUCAUUCUAA